Molecule: messenger RNA, 837 nt
Organism: Didymosphaeria variabile
Lineage: Eukaryota; Fungi; Ascomycota; Dothideomycetes; Pleosporales; Didymosphaeriaceae
Exons: 2
Coding region: 1-837 (278 amino acids)
Source: RefSeq, a predicted model, not a curated record
AUGGCAGCUAUCCAGCUCAACUUUUCGCUCCGUACGUCGAGCGGCUGCAAGACGGUGCACCUACUAGGAUCGUGGGAUAACUACGCGGGACAGCUUCCGCUCUCCAAGGACCCAAAGAAGAGCGGUGGCUGGUUGGGAUGCUUCAAAUUCCAGGGAGCGACUCUGAAGCAGGGCCAGCGGUAUUGGUACUACUAUAUCAUCGACGGCUACCACGUCUCGCACGACCCAGCCAAAGACCACACCACAGAGCCCACCACUGGCCGCAAGCUCAACAUCCUCGACAUCCCCAGCAAGACGUCCAAAUCUUCAUCAACAUCGCACCACACAUCUUCCCGCUCCUCUGGUACAAGUCGCGAACAGCGCCGCGUAAGCUCCCAGUCCAUCCCCAAGGGUCGCUCCAUUUCGCCAUCCAAGAUCGUCGCGCCCAAGCCGAACCGCCCGUAUCAAACCCGCGAAGUCAUCCAAACACAGUACGACAAGGCGACGCUCGACGCGUUGUCCUCCCGCUUCGCACGUCACACUAUAAGCCCUGCUUCCUCAGCCACCUCAAUUUCGGAAGACGACGAAUCGGAGUUCGACUCUGAUGACUCCGGCUCGGACGUGCCGUCUCUCACCUCGCGGUCCACCAACUCGUCGUCUCCAUCAAGUGUCUCCUCGGGAAGUAGCUGUUGCACGUGCGAGCGGUACGGCAUCACGCGCUCGGGAGAUAGAGUCAAGCUCGACUGCGGUGGUUCCCGCUGCGGAUACAGCGACGAUAGCUCUGAGUGUUCAUCGGAAGAUGAGCACAUGUACGAGCAGAAGACUACCCGGAGGCAGGGUGUCGUAAUCCGAUCUUGA